AUGUCCUGGUUCUGCUUCUGCUUCUACGCUCUACACUUCAGACAGCUCACAAAAGUGCUUGGUAUACAGACACAGACACAACCGACGCCUCCUGGCGAACCCGCCGAGCCGAAGAAAGUCUCGUCCAAGGUGACCAAGGCGCAACGGAGGGCGCAACAAGCCGAAUUCAACCGGCAACUCUGGGCCGAAGCUGAAGGCCCCCAGGAGACCAACUAUUUCCUCGAAUCGCGCAAUGUCGUCCCUCUCCGCUCCGAAUUCAAGCCUCCGCCGAUCCUGCUUUCGAGGAAAGGCCCCAUCACGCACUCUUCCAAACCGCCCAGCCGUGGCCUCGGAGCGCUGAACCUCAACAAAGACACGAACGACGAGUCUUCCGAAGACGAAGAAGAGGCCGACGCCAGGGAACUCUCGCUUGCAGAGCGCCAGGCCCGAGCUGCCAGGGAGCGAGAGGAGAAACAGCGGCGAUAUGAAGAGCGGCGGCAGGAAUUGUUCGGCCCGGCAAACGGUACACAGGCCGCCUCACAGCAACAACCGCCGUCGAACAACAUGUCCGGUACAUCGACCCCCUCGAGCAUGACUCCGCCGGCGUCACGAUCUGCCACGCCGAACCGUGGACGAGGACGGGGAGGCCGACGCGGAGGAGGCGGAGGUGGAGGAGGAGGGCCGACGACGGUUCCAAGAACACAUUCGAGAGGAUCGCAGCCCCGCGAACUGUUCGAUCCCUCCUACGUGGCGAGGCCGGACUCAAGCUACGUACAGCGCCGCGAGAAUGGAAUGCCCAGCCCCAGCGUCCGGCCCACUGAUAUACAACCCAUUCGACCGCCGAGAGGUCCAGAUGCGUCCGGACGAGCAGGCUUCGGAUUUGCAAACUCGCGCAUCGGGCAAAUCGGCGGUCAUGCUCACGGCCCAUGA
Capronia epimyces CBS 606.96 is the source of this 909-nucleotide messenger RNA. RefSeq lists its product as uncharacterized. NCBI's taxonomy places the organism in Eukaryota, Fungi, Ascomycota, Eurotiomycetes, Chaetothyriales, Herpotrichiellaceae. The transcript has 2 exons. The record is from RefSeq and is a predicted model, not a curated record. Bases 1 to 909 code for a protein of 302 amino acids.